AGCCUUUGCUGCCCUCAUUCUUCCUGCAAUCUUCUUUUUCUUCAACAAAUGGAAGAAAUCCAAAAAUAGCAAACCGACGAAACAGCUGCCACCGGGCCCCCAAAAACUUCCUAUAAUCGGAAACCUUCACCAGAUGAGAAACCCUCCCAUCCGCUGCUUCAGAGAUCUCUCCAACCUCUACGGCCCCUUGAUGCACCUCAAGCUCGGUGAGUGCAACACGGUCGUCGUCUCGUCGCCAGAGCUCGCGAAACAAAUGCUAAAAGAUCUCGACCCUAGCUUCGCCGACCGGGUGCAGAACGUGGCCUGCAGGAUCAUUUGGUACGACGGCAGCGACGUCGCCUUCAGCCCCUACGGCGAGUACUGGCGCCAGAUGAGGAAGCUCUGCAUCAACGACCUUCUCAACCCCAAAAUGGUGCGCUUGUUCCAAUCCAUCCGAGAAGAGGAGUCCGCUCGAUUGGUCGAAUCCUUGCGCGAAUCUUCCGGAAGCCCCGUGAAUUUCACGGAGAAGUUGUUUUUCUGUACGAGCUCCAUCACUUGCCGCGCUGCCUUCGGCAGCAUAUGCAAGGAUAGAGAGAGGUUGCUUAAGAUGAUGGUGGAUUCCAUGAGUUUGAUCGGAGGCUUCGAUAUGGUGGAUCUGUUCCCUUCGUCUAAGAUAAUUAGCGCGCUCAGCUGGAGAAAGCUGAGGCUCUUGCAUACGAUGAGGCGCGAGCUCGAUGUGAUUCUUGACGAUAUUAUUGAUCGGCAUAAAAGGAACUCGGCCGAAUCCGGUGGCCGGAAAGAGGGGAAUUCAGAGUUUGGGGGUGAGGAUUUGGUUGAUGUGUUUCUUAGGGCUAUGGAAGAAGAGGACCUCAAGUUUCCAAUUGAUAAGAGCAACAUCAAGGCUGUGCUGCUUGAUAUGUUUAGUGCUGGAACUGAUACUUCAGCGACAACUAUUGAUUGGACCAUGGUGGAAUUGAUGAGGAACCCUGGAGUUAUGGCUAAGGUACAAGCUGAAGUAAGACAAGCUUUGAAUGCGAACAUGGGAGCAGAUAAUGAUCUUAAAUAUCUAAACUUGGUGAUCAAGGAGACCCUGAGACUACACCCUGCGAUUCUGAUGCUUCCUAGAUCUUGCAACGAGGAACAGUUGAUCAACGGAUACACCAUACCGGCGGGAUCAAUGGUAAUGGUAAAUAUUUGGGCGAUGCACAGGGACCCAAGGUACUGGAAAGAUCCGGAGAGGUUUAAUCCUGAGCGAUUUGAGAGUGGAAAUCUGAAUUUCAUAGGUGGUGAUUUUAAAUACUUGCCAUUUGGUUUUGGAAGAAGAAUGUGCCCCGGCUUGGCUUUCGGUUUGGCUAACGUCGAGGUGGCUCUGGUUCAACUGCUCUACAACUUCGACUGGAAACUUCCUGAGGGUGUCAGGGCUGAAGAUUUGGACAUGAUUGAAAAUGUGGCAAUAACAUCUACAAGAAAACAAAAUUUGUUGGUGGUCGCCACCCCGUACAAGUAGCUUGGAGUUGUAAUAUCUAGUACUACCUUGAAAAGAAAUGUUUCAAUUCUAAUAGAACAGAUAGAGUAUUUGACAAUGUCCCUUCAUAUGUAUAUGUACAUAAUAAUGAUGCGUUGCAAUCAGCAUGUGAUAUU
Messenger RNA from Salvia hispanica, 1620 nucleotides. Its product is annotated as premnaspirodiene oxygenase-like. The record is from RefSeq and is a predicted model, not a curated record. Gene Ontology annotation, molecular function: heme binding; oxidoreductase activity, acting on paired donors, with incorporation or reduction of molecular oxygen; monooxygenase activity. NCBI's taxonomy places the organism in Eukaryota, Viridiplantae, Streptophyta, Magnoliopsida, Lamiales, Lamiaceae.